This is a messenger RNA of Strongylocentrotus purpuratus (purple sea urchin), 1404 nucleotides long. Its product is annotated as serine/threonine-protein phosphatase 6 regulatory ankyrin repeat subunit B-like. The transcript has 5 exons. Bases 115 to 1404 code for a protein of 429 amino acids. Gene Ontology annotation, molecular function: protein binding; RNA binding; RNA nuclease activity. Gene Ontology annotation, biological process: RNA processing. The record is from RefSeq and is a predicted model, not a curated record. Lineage: Eukaryota; Metazoa; Echinodermata; Echinoidea; Camarodonta; Strongylocentrotidae.
AACGAUUUAGAUUCUUAACCGUAACAUUUCGAAGUCGAGCGUUGAGAGAGAAGUAGACGAUUACAAGGGGCUCAGCUAGAUUAGGAUGUCUGGUAAACCGGUGCUCCUUCAAGUAUGGAGGACAUAAAUCAACAGCUUCAUGAGGCAGCAAGAAGGGGUAAAAUCAAAAGCAUAAAAAAACUGCUAAAAAAGGGUGCCGACAUAAACCAGACAGACCAAGAUGGAAAUACACCCUUACACAUGGCGGUCCAGUAUGGCCAAGAGAAUGUCAUCGAGUAUCUCAUAAAUUACGGAGCUGAUGUGGAGAAGGCGACUCCAGAUGGACAAACACCCUUGCAUAUUGCUGCAGCACUUGAACGUCUUCAGGCAACGAAAGUUAUACUCAGUCACGGAGCUGAGGUCAAUAAGGAAAAGGAUGAUGGUUGGACUGCAUUACACGGUGCUGCUCAGAAUGUCAAUAAGGAAAAGGAUGAUGGUGUGACUGCAUUACACAGUGCUGCUUAUAAUGGUCAUAUUGAUGUCACCAAAUAUCUCAUCAGUCAAGGAGCUGAGGUCAAUAAGGGAAUGGAUGAUGGUUGGACUGCAUUACACAGUGCUGCUCAUAAUAGUCAUAUUGAUGUCACCAAAUAUCUCAUCAGUCAAGGAGCUGAGGUCAAUAAGGGAAAGGAUGAUGCUGAGGUCAAUAAGGGAAAGGAUGAUGGUUGGACUGCAUUACACAGUGCUGCUAAGAGUGGUCACCUUAAUGUCACCAAAUAUCUCAUCAGCCACGGAGCUGAGGUGAAUAAGGAUGAUAAGUACGGUAGUACUGCAGUUCACAGUGCUGUUCAGGAGGGUCAUUUUGGUGUCACAAAGUAUUUGCUAACGCAAGGUAUAAAUGUGAAUAUAGGUGACCGAAAUGGCUACACUCCCUUGCACAUUGCUGCUAUGAAUGGUGACCUCGAUAUUGUUAAGGUCCUGCUUGAGGAAGGAGCCCUAGUUGAUGUACAGGAUGCCCAUGGACAGACCCCAAUGCAUCUAUUUUUAAAGAAAAUCAAUGGGAUUCUCGAUCACCGUGAUGAUGAAGCAUUGACUGCUAUUUACCUCGCCACUCAAAAUGGCUACACACAGGUUGUCGAAUCGCUGGUUUCCUAUGGAGCUUCCUUGAACAUCCAGUCGCACGAUGGAAAGACCUGUCUUCAUGAAGCUAUCAUACUUUCUGAUCACACGAGCAGAAAAGAGCAAACAAAAGCGAGACACCAACAGAUCUCAGAGGACUUCUCUCAGCACGAGCUUUCCCCUGACAAGACUUUGGUUUUAUACCUUCUGGAGCACGGCGCAAAGCUGGAUAUAAAGGACGGUCAAGGCAAACUACCAGUCCACUAUGCUAACAAUGAAGUUAUCCGACAGAUUAUAUUUUCAAGGUAG